This is a messenger RNA of Symbiodinium pilosum, 753 nucleotides long. The record is from the annotation of a GenBank genome assembly. Lineage: Eukaryota; Dinophyceae; Suessiales; Symbiodiniaceae.
AUGGCUCGGCAUUGGCUCACUUUCUGGGUUGGUCAGGCCUUGCUGGCAACCGCCCAUGGCAGUCUUCACAAGCGGGCUCUGCGACGUCCAGAGAGUGCGCCGAAUCCAGUUGCCUUGGUGUCUCCGUCUCCACUGACUCCUCUCAGCAAUGAUGAAGUGGCUUCCGCAGCCGAACUUGAAGAAAUCCAGAAGGAUCUGAAGGCAUCUGAGGCUGAUCGAGCAAAGAUCACCAUGUUGCAAAAGAGCUUGCAGACGCAGCAGCUUCUCGCAGCUGAGAGCCAGGCGGUCGUUCGAUCCUUCUCUGCCGAUGAGUACCCGGGCAGCGUCUUGCAGGAGCAGCAACAGCAGCUGAAGGAGUUUUCCGCACAGACUCAAGGUGUGCUGGGCUUCAGUGCAAAAGCCGCCAAGGAGGCAAGCCAAAAGGCUUUAGAAAGUGCUGUCGCCAUCGAGAAGGCGGCCGUGCGAGCGCAACAAAAAGCAGAGAAGCAGCAAGCAGAGGCGAAGAAGGCCUCAGAGCUCUCCGCGAAGCUCGCUUCGGAGGCCAAAGUCGAGCUACAACGAGUUCAAGCAGCUGUGGCAUCGCCUAUGGUGAAACCAGACAAGACGCAGCCGGCCACAAGGCAUGACAGCCGUGCCACCAACGCUCCAUCAAGACUUCAGACAGUAGCAAUGGUGAAGAAGACCAACAGCACCGGCCUUGCAGACGACAGCCAGGAAGACGGCGGAGACUCCGAAGACGGGGAUCUUGAUUAG